AGUAGCGAGAGAGGCGGCCCGCGCUGACAGUGUCCGUGGGUCUCCGCGCUCGUCCCGCUGGCCCCGGCCUCGCCGCCCCGCGCAGUGCCCAGCCCGGCCCCGCCGACCCGCCUUUACCGCCGGCUCCGCGCCCUUCCCCGAGGGCUGGAUGAUGGGCUCUUUCGCCCUGCAAACGGUGGACACCGAGCUGACCGCGGACUCGGUGGAGUGGUGCCCGCUGCAAGGCUGCAGGCACCUGCUGGCGUGCGGGACCUACCAGCUGCGGCGGCCGGAGGACCCGCCUGCCGGCCCCCAGAGCAAGAUACACAACCACUUAACUUGCCUGCAGUAAUAUGCUGUAAGGUUUGUGGCAUAGGAGCAGUGGGCCAUACCAUAUAGUCAAGGUGCCACAUCCCGGUGGCUGGACAUGCCCUCUUGGGCUUGGCAGAUGCCAGUGGAUCCAUACAACUGCUCCGCCUGGUGGAAUCUGAGGUCAGUGACUUGCACUUGUUCUGUGGGGCAGAAGGGACCUGAAUAGAGAGGGUUGGGGAGGAGGCAGUGCUGAUACAGACAUUUUUCUAGAACGAUCUCUCUUCAAUGGUGAGCUAUAUAUAGACAUUCUAAGAGAACGUGGAGUCUAUUUUUAAGUUGUAUUGCGUUCUACAUCCAACUCCAAGAGGAAGUCACCUCACGUGUCACCAGCAGAAGGGCGGAAGUGACAGGAUGUUCACUGACCUGUCAGUGGAUCUGAAAGUUCUCUAAGGAGAGCCUGAGCAAGCAUUAUUAGGUUGAUGCUGGGGCCCAGAGUAGCAGUGAGCGUACUGUGUGCAGAUGGCAUUUCUCACUGAUUAUUGGAAAAGCAUGUGAGUCCUGUGUGAGUUUUUCCGGGUUUCCCACAGUGCUCCGGAGCCAUGCAUUAGCAAAGUGACUUCAUCUGAUAGCUGUGGGGGAGGGGAACGGGGAUGUCCCUUAGUGGGGUGAUGUAAACAGCCUGAGACCACGCCCUCACUCCGAUGCAGAUGCUGCAGGUGGGGCUGGGCCAACUGAGGGCCUGUGUAGGAAAGGGCCUUGCUUAAGGCAGCUCAGAGCAGUUGCCCUGUCUUAGAAAGGAGGGAAAGAGCAGCCACAGGAAAGCUGUGGGCCCAAGGGAGGAGCGCAUGAACCCAGGAAAGGGCUUUGGUACAGCAGCCUGCUGGGAGCCAGGGAUGGAGUUAAGUACUGGCCAGGCUGUUUAGGAAAUGAAAUUUAUAUAGAUCUGCAUAAAGAGCAACCACGUUCUCAUGGCUGCUCGCAGCUUCUGGAGUGGAAACCAGAGGAGUUUCCCCAUUGUCUCUGUCUCGGGAGGCGAGUGUUCCAGCGGCCCUGGAGGCCUGGGGUGGGAAACCGCGUGUGCCACUGUGGUCUGGAGCCUGCACAGGUGUCUCGACAGCAUCUAGGAGCGCAAGGACGGCAAGGGGGUGUGAAAGGGAGGGAGACCGUGCCCCAAGAUCAAGCCUGUGGGAAAGUCGUCCUGCAGGUGUGAGGAGUGUGAACUCCAGUGUACCCAGGUCUUCUUGGGGCCCCAGCAGGGGUUUCAGUGUUAGGUGCAGGUGUGACUCAGUGACUGAUGUACUUCAUUCGCAUAGGGUGUAAAUGAGGGAACAAUGACUUCCUUGCAGGAGAGGAAAAGUCUUUUGGGGGUUCUGGGGCGGCUACUUCCCUUUGAUGGAGUUUCUUCUUCUCCAGUAGAAGAGCCACGUGCUAGAGCCAUUGUCCAGCCUUGCCCUGGAGGAGCAGUGUCUGGCUUUGUCCCUAGAUUGGUCCACUGGGAAAACUGGAAGGGCUGUGGAGUCCCUAUCUCAGGACUUGUUUGGGAACCAGAAGAGGCUGAUGAAUAACGUUCGGCCGGGCUUCUUCAUGGGUUCCCUGUGUCUAGGGCCAGGGACCAGCCCUUGAAGAUCAUCAGCAGUGACUCCACAGGGCAGCUCCACCUCCUGAUGGUGAAUGAGACGGGGCCCAGGCUGCAGAAAGUGGCCUCAUGGCAGGCACAUCAAUUCGAGGCCUGGAUUGCUGCUUUCAAUUACUGGCAUACAGAAAUUGUGUAUUCAGGGGGCGACGAUGGCCUUCUGAGGGGCUGGGACACCAGGGUACCCGGCAAAUUUCUCUUCACCAGCAAAAGACACACCAUGGGUGUGUGCAGCAUCCAGAGCAGCCCCCAUCGGGAGCACAUCCUGGCCACGGGAAGCUACGAUGAGCACAUCCUACUGUGGGACACACGAAACAUGAAGCAGCCGUUGGCAGACACGCCCGUGCAGGGUGGGGUAUGGAGAAUCAAGUGGCACCCUUUCCACCACCACCUGCUCCUGGCUGCCUGCAUGCACAGUGGCUUUAAGAUCCUCAACUGCCAAAAGGCAAUGGAGGAGAAGCAGGAGGCGACGGUACUGACAUCCCACACAUUGCCCGACUCGCUGGUGUAUGGAGCCGACUGGUCCUGGCUGCUCUUCUGUUCUCUGCAGCGGGCCCCCUCGUGGUCCUUUCCUAGCAACCUGGGAACCAAGACAGCAGACCUGAAGGGUGCAAGCGAGUUGCCAACACCCUGUCAUGAAUGCAUAGAGGAUGACGAUGGGGAGGGCCAUGCCACACCCCAGAGUGGAAUGAAGCCACUCACAGAGGGCAUGAGGAAGAACGGCACCUGGCUGCAGGCUACAGCAGCCACCACACAUGACUGUGGCGUGAACCCAGAAGAAGCAGACUCAGCCCUCAGCCUUCUGGCCACCUGCUCCUUCUAUGACCAUGCGCUCCACCUGUGGGAGUGGGAGGGGAACUGAGCUUGAAAUCAUGAAGCCCCUUGCCACAAGGAAACCAGGAGGGAGACUGUGAGUGAAUGCCCGGGACCACCUCAUCAGAGAUGCUUACUGCAGCCCUGCAGGUGCCUGUGCACUGAUGGAAUCCAGUGUAGUCAGAAAAGCUGUUGACUUCUCUUCAAUCAACUUCCCUGCUGGGCCCCUGAAAGUGGACUGGGUGAUUCUGUCUGGCAGAGAGUGGGGAAAAGACUCGGUUUCCAGCUUGCAGAUUUGUUAAGUUUCUCAGGCAGAUUUUGACUUUCAGCCUUUCAUACUUGUUUAAGCAACUGUUUAUAUUAAAUGAAGUUUUUUGAAAAACA
Nomascus leucogenys (northern white-cheeked gibbon) is the source of this 3121-nucleotide messenger RNA. It is a transcript of the gene DPH7, whose product is annotated as diphthamide biosynthesis 7. The transcript is spliced from 8 exons. The coding region runs from base 1956 to 2786 and encodes 276 amino acids. The record is from RefSeq and is a predicted model, not a curated record. Gene Ontology annotation, molecular function: protein binding. Lineage: Eukaryota; Metazoa; Chordata; Mammalia; Primates; Hylobatidae.